AUCAUAGAUAUGUGAGAUCGUUCGAUUUGAUGUUUUUUCAAAAAGUAAAUAGCUCUAUAAGUUCUCGGACGACCUCGAAAACAUUAGAUUGGAAUAGAGCAGUUUCUGAUGCGGAAAAGAUCGUCGGUUAUCCCACGUCCUACUUCAGUCUUAGAUGCCUUCUUAGCGACGAAAUAUCAAAUAUUGCUCUACAUCUGAGGAAAUUAGUUGGUUCUAACCAUCCUCUUCUCAAGACAGCCAAGCGUUUAAUAUAUAAUGGAAGAAAUAAUAUGCAGACAAGAGGUUUGAUAGUAUUGUUAAUUUCAAAAGCAGCCGGACAUCUCCCUACGUCUUCAGAUCUGCUGGAAGCAGAUAGAAGUGCAGGAAUUUCUCAGAGACAGCGGUCAUUAGCCGAAAUAACUGAAAUGAUCCAUACGGCUCAUCUAAUUCACAAAUGCAUAUUAAAUCUUUCGCAGACAACAAUUCCAGAUUGUAAUAUUUUACAUGAUUUACAGUUUGGUAACAAAAUAUCUGUCUUAAGCGGCGAUUACCUUCUUGCAAAUGCUUGUAAAGAACUAGCAGAACUCCGAAAUUGUAAAGUUGUUGAUCUGAUCUCAAAAUCAAUUGCAGAUUUUAUGCAAGCUGAAUUUUUGGGGAAUCACGAUAAGCAAGGGAAUCCAUUACCUACAGAAGGAAUGGGUAUUUCGGAAUGGGAAGAACGCAAUUUCCUAUGGGUUGGAAGUUUAAUGGCUAAUAGUUGUCAAGCAACAUUAGAAUUAGCAGGACAUGAUGAAAAAAUGCAACAAAAUGGAUAUGAUUUUGGAAAAAAUCUUGGUCUCGCAUGGCAGGUUCAUUCAGAUCUACAACCUUUUACAGACUCCUAUCGUUAUCCUCCCGGAGCACCAUUUGAUUUGACAUCACUUCCUGCGAUUUUCCACUUAGAACACGACAAAGAAACACUAAGGUAUAUAACAAACUGCGGAGAUUCAGUAGAUAAUUUGGAUUUUAAAUCUUUGCAUUCAAUAUUCUCUCAAAGCGAAGGCGUCGAAAAAGCGAAAACAUUUUUGGAUUCUUAUGCCCAGAGAGCCGAAGACGUUUUAAAAGAAUUUGGUCCUUCAGAUGCAACUAAAGCUUUGUAUAACAUUAUACAAGCAUUAAGAGAAUAAUUAUUUUGAAAAAGAUAUAUACAAUUUAGACAUAAACGUGAAGAUAUUUAAAAAAGAAAAUAUAUUUUUCCACUUUUACCAUAACAUUGAAAGUUUUUAAAUAGAUAUUUCCUAUAUAAAAUAACAUUAUAAUUAAGAUUUUUAUAUGAGAUGUUUUGGACAUCAUGCAAGAAAGAGAAAACU
Molecule: messenger RNA, 1328 nt
Organism: Centruroides sculpturatus (bark scorpion)
Lineage: Eukaryota; Metazoa; Arthropoda; Arachnida; Scorpiones; Buthidae
Gene: Pdss2
Product: decaprenyl-diphosphate synthase subunit 2-like
Exons: 5
Coding region: 30-1145 (371 amino acids)
Biological process (GO): ubiquinone biosynthetic process; isoprenoid biosynthetic process
Cellular component (GO): transferase complex; mitochondrion
Molecular function (GO): prenyltransferase activity
Source: RefSeq, a predicted model, not a curated record